Punica granatum (pomegranate) is the source of this 1038-nucleotide messenger RNA. Lineage: Eukaryota; Viridiplantae; Streptophyta; Magnoliopsida; Myrtales; Lythraceae. The record is from RefSeq and is a predicted model, not a curated record.
UCGUAGUUUGCCAACUACCCCUUGUCUAGAUCUCUGUGUCCCAAUUUUGAAUUUGGAAUCGAGAAUCGAAUAUCAGUGAAUGUGGAGAUCAAUUAGGUGUUUUAGACGUGGGAAUUUCCGGUUUAGUAGUAUUUAUGAAUUUCUCCAUCUUGAUGCUCCGAGUUCGAAUCCUGCAUUCGUUUUCGGUUGUCUUCUUGUACUGGUUCUACGUGUUUUCAUGAGUCAGCCCCUUGAGUGUCGAUCGUAACGCUGCCAAUCUCGAAUUUUUACUAGCUCAGUCGUGUCUCCCUGAUCAACGCUUAGUUAGGCAAUCCACAGUUUUGUCCUUUCGGUUGAGAUUGUUUGGAAAAAGACCGGAUACAAUGGCUUCACCCCAAAGGCAGGUAACCUUGGGACCGGGCUCUGACCCGGGCCCCCGGAAUGUGGCCGAAGAUGAGCGGAUGCGGAAGAGGAUGGAGUCGAACCGGGAAUCCUCGCGGCGGUCCCGAAUGAGGAAGCAGAAGCGGUUGGGGGACCUGAUCGGACAGGCGACCCAGCUGCGGAGCACGAACAGCGAGCUCACAGCAAAGAUCAAUGUCACCACGCAGAACUACGUGGAGCUCGAGUCCAAGAGCAAUGUCCUGAGAGCCCAGUUGAUGGAGCUCACCGACCGGCUCCGGUCGCUGAACUCGGUGCUUGAGAUCGUGGAGGAGGUGAGCAGACUCGCCAUUGAUAUCCCAGAUAUCCCCGAGCCCCUGAUGAAGCAGCCGUGGCAGGUUCCCUUUCCGAUCCAGCCAAUACUAGCGAAUGUCGAUAUCUUCGACUAUUGACGUAGCAAUGUUGGUGAUCACCAGUCGAGUGUCCUGCCCCUGGAAGUCGCUCUCUUGUCCUUGUCGUUUAUCGGUUAGCGAAUGUGUCCCGUGGCUUGUGUCUGGUUGUGUUUAGGACUAAUUUUCAGCAGAAUGAUACUGAAUAAACUUUCAAGUUGUGCUUUGAAUGAAUCAGAUGUUCUAUGUUCCUUGUAAUUUCUACAAUGAAUGCUGCAUUUCGGGCUGUGAA